Zea mays is the source of this 1872-nucleotide messenger RNA. RefSeq names its product metacaspase-1. The record is from RefSeq and is a predicted model, not a curated record. Gene Ontology annotation, cellular component: cytoplasm. The transcript is spliced from 5 exons. NCBI's taxonomy places the organism in Eukaryota, Viridiplantae, Streptophyta, Magnoliopsida, Poales, Poaceae. Gene Ontology annotation, molecular function: cysteine-type endopeptidase activity. Gene Ontology annotation, biological process: proteolysis. Bases 180 to 1328 code for a protein of 382 amino acids.
AACAGGCACAAUCUAAUUUGUUCGGUCCUCGGAAUAAAGGAACCGUUGCUUCACUUGCAAGCUAGCACUGCUCAUGGGCAUAUGACUUCGGCAUCUAGAACAACAACACUUUACACUUCAGGCAUCUAGAACAACACAGCGUGUUAAAGACGACGACGACGACAACGGGGGAAGCUUUCAUGCUCAUGGGCAACACGUGGCCGGUGGGCAUGGCGGGAGGGAACACGGCGGCGACGCUGUGGUGCAGCCACUGCGGCAUGGGCAUCGCGGCGCCGGCGCCCGGGUCCGGCUCUAUCGUCCGGUGCGCGUUCUGCCGCGGGGUGACGCGCGUCGAGCACCAGCGCGGCGGCGUGGGCGAGAGAGCCAUGACGACGAGGACGCUCGCGGCUGCAGCCUCGCUGCCGCGGCAGCUUCCGGUCUCCGCGGGGCCCGUCGAGAUCCCGGCCAGCUACCCCAGGGUGAGCGGCGGCAACAAGAAGCGGGCGCUCCUGGUCGGGGUCAGCUACACGGGCACCGCGCACGAGCUCAAGGGGACGGUCAACGACGUCAAGGAGAUGAGGAGGCUCCUCUGCGACAGGUUCGGGUUCCCGGGCGCCUGCAUCCUGGAGCUCACCGAGAAGGAGAGUGACCCCACCAGGGUGCCGACGAGGGAGAACCUGCUGCGGGCGAUGCGGUGGCUCGUGGAGGGGUCCAGCAGCGGCGACUCGCUGGUGUUCCACUUCUCCGGGCACGGCGUGCAGAAGCUGGACAUGAACGACGACGAGGUGGACGGGUACAACGAGGCGCUCUGCCCCAUGGACUUCGAGCGGAGCGGCAAGAUCCUGGACGACGAGAUCAACGACACCAUCGUGCGGCCGCUCGGCAAGGGCGUGAAGCUGCACGCCAUCGUGGACACCUGCCACAGCGGCACCAUACUGGACCUCCCCUACCUCUGCCGCAUGUCCAGAACUGGGUACUGGCAGUGGGAGAACCACGCCCGCCCUUCGGGCAUGCUGACGAAGCGCCCCAACGGAGGCCUGGCCAUCUCCAUCAGCGGCUGCAGCGACGACCAGAAGUCCGCCGACGCCAGCGGAUUUUCCGAUGAGUCGUCUUCGAUCGGCGCCAUGACGGACAGCUUCAUCAAGGCGGUGGAGGCCGAGCCGGGGACGACGUACGGGCGGCUGCUGAGCGCGAUGAGGACGAGGAUCCGUGACGGCCAGGGGAGCCGCCGCCUCCCCGGCAGGCUUGGCUCCUUCGUCCGCUGGAUGAUCCCGUCCAGCAGCGUGCAGGAGCCUCAGCUUUGCUCUUCAGAGAUGUUCGACAUCUACAGGAAGCCGUUCCUCCUCUGAUUUGGUCGUCGUCUCGUCGGCUGCGAAUUCCAAACUUGAUCUGAGUGAUAUUGUUGUGCUGUGUAACUCCAUCAGUUCAACCCUUGUGCAUAUGUGCCAUGUAAUUAUAUUUUACGCGUGAAUCAAGUCAUGCCUCUCGCCAAACGCACCAGCACCUGCCAGAUGCAUGCACUACUAGCAGGGUCAGAAAUUUCGAACUCACGGCCUUUUUGCAGAGCUCCACCGUCCGGCUCUAAAUUCAUCAUAUUCAUCUAAAUCCAUCAUGAAACAGCUACACGUGGAUCUAAGUUUUAUGCAAGUAUUUGCAUUGGUACACCUCCAACUUAGGGAUGACAAUGGGUACGGGUAUGAGUAAAUAACCGCGGAUAAUUAUUCAUUGGAUAUGGUUAUAGUGGAAUUUGGUAUCCGCGGGUACAGUUAUGGAUAUAAUAACGUAUCGUGGGUAAUUUUUUCACGGGUAUGGAUAUCCGGUAUCCAUACCCGUUACCCAAUGAAUAUCUGAUAUGUGGGACAUCCAGAUUUAAUAUAUUAUCCUAAAUUCUAA